AUGGCUCGCUCGUCUAUAGUUGUAUCCCUCCUUGGGCCGAACAUCAACGACAAGCACAUCGAUCCUUCUCUUUACGCCGAUAUUUACCGCAAUUAUGUUUUUCCAGCGAUGAAAAAAUACAGCGUCAGACGAAUUUUAGCCAUGGGUACAAUCUCUAUCAAGCAGCCCGAAGACCACUGGACAUUCUUCCAGACCAUGGUCACGAUUGUCAUGCCACUUUUGAAUGGAGCUGUUUACCGCAAUAUGCAUAAUCUUGCUCACUUAUUUGGCAAAGAAGGUCACGAUCUUGACUGGACUAUCUUCCGCAUAGCACAGAUACCUGGAGAGUCUGAUGAGACUAGCUGGAGACAGGACCGGGAUCUCGGACUGUUCACUGGGUGGAUAGGAGAAAAAGGUUGGACAUCAACUCUUAGGCGGGGCGCACUAGCUCGAUGGCUCGUGGAUGGAGUCGAAGGUAAGAUGGACGUUUGGGUGGAAGGCAGUGAUAAUGAUCCAAGCUUGCGGGUGCACGUUGAAAAUGUACUUCAGAGCUAUUUUCAUUAUUGCGAGAUGAGCUUACUGUGGGCUCAUUAUCUUCGUGCUGAGGGCAGCCCACGAAGUGCUCGAGAGCAUAUCAGGAACAGCCACGAUGCCUACAACGGAAAGGCAAAGCUGCUCGACAACUUACCAGCAUUGCGAUAUGCGCGAGAGACUCUUCCGGAACCUGCUGCCGAACUGCCAUGUCCGGUACUGCUUCCCAGCUUCGGGAACGCCUAUAACGUCAAGAAACCAUUUCAAAUCUCGGCACCGAGCAUAUUUCUUCGCCAGUAUUACCCGUACCGAACUGAGACGACAAGUCUUCAAAACAAUCCGGUUUCUGCUCAUAUUAUCGAUGGUUUGCAGCAGUCUUUUCUCCCUUCCAAUAACACGAAGGCGUCGCUUUGCCUAUCACACAACCUACAAGUUACGUCUAUAGCCAGUCUUUUCGGAGGCUAG
Molecule: messenger RNA, 975 nt
Organism: Colletotrichum lupini
Lineage: Eukaryota; Fungi; Ascomycota; Sordariomycetes; Glomerellales; Glomerellaceae
Exons: 6
Coding region: 1-975 (324 amino acids)
Source: RefSeq, a predicted model, not a curated record